UCACCACCGGGAAGUGAAGUGCGCGUUCCCGAUCUUCACUACACCAGCAGACAGCUGUCGCGCCCGCGCUUGAAUACCGGCUUCAGCCGGUAUAAAAUCUGCCAAGCUUCAGUGAGAGGAAGAGACAGAGAGCUGGCAGAUAACAAAGUGACUGCGGAUGCUCCAAAUAGGAACGAUGUUCUCCAGUUAACACAUCAACUAAGAAGCCAGCUAACGUUAGCUCUAAGUUAACUUACUGGUUUUUGUUUUCUUUCAAAUACCCAGUUUCUUCAACGUUUCGAAACGUCAGUGUCCAUCAUGACAGGAAUAAUGUCUGCCCUGAAGGGCUUAACAAGCCCCAAUGUGUACGAUGAGGUGCCUGAUGGAGGCUGGGGCUGGAUGGUGGCUGCCGCCUUCUUCUUCGUGGAGGUUUUUACCUUUGGCAUCAUCAAGAUUUUUGGGAUCUUCCUCCAGGACCUUAUGACAGACUUUAAUGAAACCAACAGCAGAGUGUCUUGGGUUGUCUCCAUCUGUGUCUUUGUUAUGGCCUUCACAGCACCUCUUUCCAUGGUGAUGAGUAACCGUUUUGGCUAUCAGCCUGUUGUCAUGCUCGGUGGUCUGCUGAUCAGCCUGGGUACAAUCACAACAGCCCUCACCAACUCCAUCACUGAGAUGUACAUUACCAUGGGAAUCAUUGCAGGCCUGGGUUACUGCCUUACCUUCCUGCCUACAGUUACCAUCCUGUCGCAGUACUUCAGCAAGCGCCGUUCCCUCAUCACAUCCAUAGCCUCCACAGGAGAAUGCUUCUCCCUGCUAGCACUUGCUCCAGCUAUGAAUGCACUGAAGGAGCAUAUGGGCUGGCGCAACUGCUUGAUCAUGAUUGGAGUUAUGCAGGCCUCAAUUAUCAUCUGUGGGGCUCUGCUAAAGCCAAUAGUCAUUAAACCCAAACCCGCUGCCCCAGACGGUUCCACAUCCCCCCUUAAAGAAGCGGAAUCCAAAUAUGACCAGGAGAAUGAACUCACCCGUACCUCUUUAGGCUCUGUGGACUCAGGGGUCCAAUCCGUCACCUCUUCACAGAUCAACCUGUCCGAGGGCCAGGAAUCUACAGAAGAGAACUCUGCUGAGAACAAAGCACUUAAAGAAAAGGAGGAAGAAGAAAACAAGCAACCAAUGCUGCCUGAGACCCCACUCAAACAGGAACGAGAAGACCCGAGCGCCUCUAGGAACAAGUUGUUGGACUUCUCUGUGCUCAGAGACGCCAGUUUCAACUGCUACGCACUGUUUGGCCUGUUCGCCUCUCUGGGCUUCUUUGCUCCGCAGCUCUACGUCAUCGAGCUAAGCGUGAGCCGAGGAGUGUCACGUGACAGCGCUACCUACAUGCUCUCGGCCAUGGCCGUGGCUGAGAUUCUAGGACGUCUGUCCAUGGGUUGGGUCCUCAAUCGCAGGCCCAUCCGCAAAAUCUACAUUCUGCUGAUUUGCACGGUGCUGCUCUGUCCAGUGCUGGUCAUCUUCACUUUUGUCACUGAGUUCUGGGGGCUCAUGUCCUGCUCCUGUUUCUAUGGCUUUCUGCUGGGCACCGUGGCCUCCAGUCACAUCCCAAUGCUGGCUGAAGAUGACGUGAUCGGCAUUCAGAGAAUGUCAUCGGCUGUUGGCGUCUAUGCCUGUAUCCAGAGCUUUGCAGGACUGGGAGGUCCACCUUUAGGAGGUUUUCUGGUAGACAUGACGGACAAUUACGGAUCGGCCUUUUACUCCUGCGCGGCUGGGAUGGGAGUCGGUGCUCUGUUUCUUGGGCUGGUGCGUCCAGCCAAAUCCGGCCUUUGCCUUUGGAGGAGGAGAAAUGACCAGCAAACAACAGACAGAGAUUCCAGCUCACAGGGUAGUGAUUAUGACUUUGUAGAAAUGGACAUGGAGAUUGACAACGGUCCUGCAAAGAGUAAACCUUGGCCAGUAUGAAAACCGCCUCACCUCAAGAGUAAACACUCUUAUCCUCCACUUGAAUGAUCAUCCCAAAGGCUAACAUACACAAACCAUGUUCCAACAGGGUAAAAUAGUCUUUAAGGCAAUUACAGAAUUUUUUUUCAUUGCACUUUUGCUGACCAUCCAAUCAAAAUCCCCAAAACAUGUUUACAUUCCUUGUGUCAUUAUUUAUUGAAAGGAAACAAGAGUUUUGAGGUUCUUUCCCAGUCAUAAUGUGCACUACGUACUAGUCUCCUCCACAGACAGACACAUUUUUAGAGAGGACAAGAAUUAAUCCUAUUAGGCAUUCAAUUCUAUACCUCUCAUUUACCAAAGUGUUAAUUAUUUCAUAAUUAUGUUGUUCACAAACCAUCACACCACUAUUAGUUCUGGCUUUAACGUCUAAAAAAAUGCAACCUCGGGUUGUUUUGCUGCUUCGAGUGAGGCCAUGAUGCGUAUGUAUAUCGCAUUAGGUUGCAUAAGCCUCAUUCAGAGAUGAAGGUGAGACAGGUACAGAGCUGUCUAGAGUUUCAGGGUUAUACGUCAUUCGCUUGCCUACAGAUAACGGGUCUGUGUUCAAUGGUUAACUAGUAGUGCUAUUGUAAAUGGAAAGACGGCAACAUCUCAGCUCAGAUGUUAAUGUAGCUCUGAUGAUAGCGCAGGGUUUGGACCACUUGGUCUUCCAUCAAGAGUAACCAAUCAUCAGUCAGAACAUGUUGAAUGAGGGAUGAGUAACACUGACCAGAUGUCAAAGGCUUCUGUCCUCUCAAUUUCUGCUCUGAGAUGUAGGCUGCCUAGAAACACAUUCAAGACUUUCUUAUGAAAAAAAUGGCUAUAGAAUUUUAUCGCUGUAAUUUGGAGUGCACCAGCUGUGCCUUGUCAAAGAAUUCUGUGGAAUUACGCAGAGCUUGUGACUUCAGACAGGAAGCUAAAAGGAGCCAUUCACAUAGCACCAGACGUCCUGUCUAUUGCACGUUUAUGUAAAAACAGCAGCACUGUAGAAUGCAAAAAAAUAUAUACACAAAAUUGCGAGAUUUGGCAUAGACAAAUUGAAAUUAAUGCAGAAACCACGAGUCUUGAAACAAGUAAAAAGCUGAAAUUCUGUUGAAUUGUCUCCAAACGCAUAAAACUUCUUUAAAAACAACUGUAUGUCAGUUUUUUUAAACCUUGAAAUACCAGCUUCAAGAUCAUUCUGAUGGUACACUAACUUCUAAGGCGGUGAAUGACUUGUUUCGUUCCCACUCGUCUGUUCUGGGAGUCUUCGAAAUUCUGCAAAAAGGGUGGAUUGCAUUAUGGCUGCAACAAAUGCAGGUGUACAGCUAUCCACUGCUAUUACAGACUGAUAUAUUUCCACUGACUUAACUGCAGGGAGCCUCCAAAGCCGCAGUCAGGGCGUCGGACUGGGGGUAAAACCAGUACUGAUUACCAGGGCCCCAAAGGAAGAGGGGGCCCUUGAAAAGUCUAGAAUAUAUAUUUUUUUUCAUUUGGGGGCCCAUCAGGACUGCCUAUGCCCGGGAUCUUGUGCAGCGCCCCUGGUCGCAGUAAUAUACAAAACUAUAUACAGUCGCUUUAACUUUGUUUUUUUAUUAAUGUGCGGCAAUGGUAAAAGUGGUCCGUAAAAAGUAGCGCAAUAAAACGUGUUCUGUGAGAACCGGCCUUGAAAACAUAAUACACUGAAUGAGCAACUUGACUGUAGUAUUUUUUUUUUUAAUGUGUAAUUCACUACAUGAAUGACAGAAUGGAUAAUUUGAUGGAGAGAAAUUACAGUUAUGAGCACUGUAUAAAAUGAAAAAAGAAUGAAAUGUAUUCCAGCACCAUGUACUGCACAGAAGAGUCUGUAGGUAAAUCCCAUUGAAGCACUUACCUAAUGACUUGAAAUCUUAUGUACCUCUUAUUGUUCUGUAAACUUUUAAUUCGUCAUGCAUGUAUUUGAAUACUGUUUAUUUAGGUUUGUACUUUUGAUGAGAAGACACAUUUUGUGCAUCUUUUCUUUCAUUUGUAUUUUUUUUUUAAUGUAAUGCUUCCUGCCAGUGAGAUCCUGCACUUCUGAAUUUUGCAAUGCCAGAACAUGUUCAAUGUAGAAUAAAAGCAAUGAUUUUUUAUAA
This is a messenger RNA of Carassius gibelio (silver crucian carp), 4040 nucleotides long. Its product is annotated as monocarboxylate transporter 7-like. NCBI's taxonomy places the organism in Eukaryota, Metazoa, Chordata, Actinopteri, Cypriniformes, Cyprinidae. Gene Ontology annotation, molecular function: monocarboxylic acid transmembrane transporter activity. The transcript is spliced from 7 exons. The coding region runs from base 298 to 1932 and encodes 544 amino acids. Gene Ontology annotation, biological process: transmembrane transport; monocarboxylic acid transport. The record is from RefSeq and is a predicted model, not a curated record.